AUGGGCCGAUGCGGCAGGCAGGCUCCGCCCAGGACCGGCCACGUGACCCAGACCCUGCCCGCCUCUGAUUGGCCGUUCCGUGUUGCCUUUCGGCCGGCAGCAUGGGGAGGUCGUCACGUGGGGGCGGCGGAGGCCGCGGCGCCUCAGGGACUGGCGGGCAUGGAGCCGCUGGCUGCAGGGGCCGGGGGCGGCGAGAGGCCAGCAGCCCCGGAGGGAGAGUCGCAGUCUUCGCUAGCCGCACGGGCCCAGGUAGAGGAGGCGCAGUCCGAGCCCGAGACGGAGCCUCAACCGCUGGAGGAGCCGCCCAGGGCAGCGGCGGUCAACUUGGCCAUGUCUGAUCAUUUCUAUCAAAAGAAGGAAGGAGAUGAGGAUGAGGUCAUGAAAUGGAGACCCAAACUAGCCUGUGGGGCCCAGAAUGUGCCCAUCCUAGAAGGUGACCAUCCUGAUGAGGAUGAGGUACAGGACUAUGGGGACUCUGAGGAAGACUUGAACUGGGAGCUGGAAGAUAGAGUGGAGAAUAGCCUCCCUCCAGAGCCAAGGGCUGAGCCUCCUGUCAAGGAGGACUGGGACACUGAGCUGAUAUUGGACCAAGGGAAUCCAUAUGGUGCCGAAGAUAUCCACCGUGCCAGCAUUCAAGACUUCUGUCUCUGGGCACCUCGGGCCCAGCAAGGAGACUUGAUUUAUGAUCCAAGUUGGCACCACCCAGCCCCCUUGACUCCCCACUAUUCCAAAAUGGUCUUUGAGACGGGGCAGUUCGAUGAUGCUGAUGACUGAUCAGAAACUUCAGGAUGCUUUCCUGCCUUGUGGGCUAGGCCAAGGGGCUCCCCAUGGCUUUCUUCCUGUCUAUCACAUUCCCUCGUGCCCGCUUAUGAGGUGGGUUCUCACACUGGGGAAAGGUGUUGGGACAGAUUCUGGAAGCUGCUGUAUUUUCACAGACUGUUGUGUUUAAGAAGGGAAAGAAAGCUUUCCUCCCCAGUUUUCUUUUGGGUUUUGUUGGCACAAUCUUGCCUGGAACAAAGGGUGGGUUCUGUGAUAUUGGUGGAGGGGGGGGAGGAUCCUGGAGGGUGAUUUUUUUUUUCUUAAAUAAAAGUUGAAAAAUCA
Gracilinanus agilis (Agile Gracile Mouse Opossum) is the source of this 1101-nucleotide messenger RNA. It is a transcript of the gene COPRS, whose product is annotated as coordinator of PRMT5 and differentiation stimulator. The record is from RefSeq and is a predicted model, not a curated record. Gene Ontology annotation, molecular function: histone binding. Gene Ontology annotation, cellular component: nucleus. NCBI's taxonomy places the organism in Eukaryota, Metazoa, Chordata, Mammalia, Didelphimorphia, Didelphidae.